Messenger RNA from Erpetoichthys calabaricus (reedfish), 1475 nucleotides. Its product is annotated as zinc finger protein OZF-like. Gene Ontology annotation, molecular function: DNA-binding transcription factor activity; RNA polymerase II cis-regulatory region sequence-specific DNA binding. The record is from RefSeq and is a predicted model, not a curated record. The transcript has 3 exons. Bases 258 to 1475 code for a protein of 405 amino acids. Lineage: Eukaryota; Metazoa; Chordata; Cladistia; Polypteriformes; Polypteridae. Gene Ontology annotation, biological process: regulation of transcription by RNA polymerase II.
CGUCAUCCAAUGCGACGGUUCCUGAAGCCUCACUGCCACCGUCUCGCUUUGUGAAACACUGUCAGAAGUGUGAUCGAGUUCAGAAAGAAUCUUAUCGGCAACAGGCAGACAAAAAAAUGAAGAAGAUGCCAAAAAUGUAUCCAGCCGGCCAGAAGAGUUUACAGAAAGAACAUCAACGUUAAGAGGAUGUCUCUGAAAAGAGAAACAAAAGAAAGGGUAGGACUAACAUUCAGAGACCACGCAAAAUUAUAAACCGUAUGAAGGUGAGAGACUGUAAUCCUCAAUAUAUGGGCCCAGAUGAAGACUUAAACAGAUUGGGCUCCAGUUUGGGCAGACGCUGCUACUUGAAGGACAGUAAUGCCCACAAGCCGUCAGAAUCCUCAAAGACUAACACAGUGAGGCCCGAGAAGAAAUUGUGUCCAAAUCAAACUGGAGAAGAUUUUCAAGAGAAUGACAACUUGUCCUCUCUUCAGGGUCGUCCACAAAUUAAACAACCUGAUAAGAACAGGAAGAAACUGGCAUCUGCAACAAAGACCUUGGUAACGGCCUCUCAGCACCCUAGAUUGCAGCCUAUUGUGAAGCUAACAAGGAUCGAUGCCAUCAAAUCUCAAAGAGUGUACAAUAUAAAUCCAAUCCGCCAACAGUGUGUGGAAACAUUUAAAUACAAAUUGAAUUCUAAAGAUAAUGGAGGGAUUCAUGGGAGUAAGAAACCGUAUCACUGUCCUGAAGGUGGGAAACAAUUCUCAGAUAGUCACAUGCCUAAGAAACGCAGAGAAGAUAAUACAGGGAAGGAGUCAUACCACCGUUCUAAAUGUGUUAAGAACUUUUCAAAACACAGCCAUACCACAACUCCCAUUGUAGAGAAACCAUAUUUGUCUAAACGUGGCAAACAAUUCUCACAAGUGAGCCACCUUCAGACAGACAUGAUUGGUCACGGACGACAGGGUUUAUGUUGUUGUCCAGUAUGUGGUAAACAUUUCUUUGACAAGAGCCGUCUUCGCAGACACAAAAGAAUUCACACUGGAGAGAAACCAUAUUGUUAUUCUGAAUGUGGCAAACGGUUCUCACAAUCAAGCCAUCUUCAGACACACAUGAGAGUGCACAAAGGAGAACAGCCAUUUUCCUGUUCUGAAUGUGGCAAACGGUUCUCACAAGCAGGCCAUCUUCAGACACACAUGAGAGUGCACAAAGGAGAACAGCCAUUUUCCUGUUCUGAAUGUGGCAAACGGUUCUCACAAGCAGGCCAUCUUCGGACACACAUGAGAGUGCACACAGGAGAACAGCCAUUUUCCUGUUCUGAAUGUGGCAAACAGUUCUCACAAACAAGCCAUCUUCAGAAACACAUGCGAGUGCACACAGGAGAACAGCCAUUUUCCUGUUCUGAAUGUGGCAAACGGUUCUCACAAACAAGCCAUUUUCCUGUUCUAAAUGUGGCAAACGGUUCUCACAAACAGGCCAUCUUCAGACACACAUGA